Messenger RNA from Mytilus trossulus (common blue mussel), 1124 nucleotides. RefSeq names its product fibrinogen C domain-containing protein 1-like. The coding region runs from base 141 to 1013 and encodes 290 amino acids. Lineage: Eukaryota; Metazoa; Mollusca; Bivalvia; Mytilida; Mytilidae. The record is from RefSeq and is a predicted model, not a curated record. The transcript is spliced from 5 exons.
UUAAAAUGUUGUGUAUGCGUGUGCUAAUGGUUCUCUACAGAUGGUUCUAACUAUGUUGUGAAUUAGUAUGUUCUGACAUUUCUGUUUAAUUAUUGUAUUUAUGUACAUAGGAGUUCUGUAAUUGUACAGUAAUAUACAUUAUGAUUGCAUUUAUACUUUGUUUUGGACUACUUGGGCAUGGAUUAGCUUUAAAUAAAAAUCCAGAUACGGAAGUUGAGAUGCCACUUAUUAGUAACGAUGAUGUUCCAUUGGUUGCUAAGCUGGAUACCAAAAACCUGAAUAAGGCAAUAAAGACCUACAUAAAUAAAACUAUGGAAAGGGUAGUUAUGGAGAAAUUUUCCAAACUAAAAUCGGAUAUAUCGUCUAAAAUUAUGACAGAUACAUAUCCAAGGGAUUGCGAAGAUAUCACAGAGUCAAAAAGUGGGAUAUACCGGAUAUAUCCCUCAGAUAUAAGGGGAUUUGAAACAUACUGUGAAAAGAACAUCGAAGAAGGUGGUUGGUUGGUUUUUCAGCGGAGGCAAGAUGGCAGUGUUGACUUCUAUCGGAACUGGACGGAUUACAAGAACGGAUUCGGUGACCUGACAGGAGAGUUCUGGUUAGGUAACUCCAAAAUCCAUGAAAUCACAUCAAAAGAUGAAUAUGAACUGUACAUACUUAUGGAGGAUCUUGAAGGAGAACAGAGAUAUGCGAGGUACAAGACGUUUCAUGUUGGAGACGUACAGUCAAAAUUUACCCUACAAGUUGGAGGAUACAGCGGGAAUGCAGGAAAUUCGUUGGACACUGGUUCCCACAAUGGUCAGCCUUUUUCAACACUAGAUAGAGACAGUUCAAGUAAUUGUCCAAAACAAUUUAAAGGUGCUUGGUGGUAUAAAAACUGUCAAAACUCUAAUUUAAAUGGCUUGUACCUUAAUGGUUCACAUACGUCUUUUGCAGAUGGUAUUGAAUGGCAGCAUUGGAAAGGUUACUAUUAUUCCCUCAAGAAGACACAAAUGAUGAUUCGACGUCGUCGUUGAUAUGAUAUCAUAUGGCAUAACUGACGCAGAUUACGAAUUGCCAUAAAAAACAAAUAAUGCUUCUAGUUAUUGGAUGGAUAUAUAUUUAUUUUCUCUUGUUUCCAAUAAACA